Messenger RNA from Penicillium diatomitis, 1200 nucleotides. RefSeq lists its product as uncharacterized. Bases 1 to 1200 code for a protein of 399 amino acids. Lineage: Eukaryota; Fungi; Ascomycota; Eurotiomycetes; Eurotiales; Aspergillaceae. The record is from RefSeq and is a predicted model, not a curated record. The transcript is spliced from 3 exons.
AUGGCAGAGUCAGGUUCAGCCUUGCUCCGGUCAAAUACGAUCGACUUUUGCACGUUGGGCAUGUUUAUCCUUGAUGACAUAGAUUUCGGCGGUUCCAAAGCUGCAGUCAAAAAUGUCGUUGGGGGUGCAGCCUCGUUCGCCGUCGUGGGCGCUCGAAUGGUCGCAGGACCUGCGCAUGCUCAAUCCGUCAGUUGGAUUGUAGAUGUAGGAGCUGACUUUCCCCCAGAGACAUUGGCAUGUAUCGAGUCAUGGAGUACCGACUGUCUCAUACGAGAGGAUCGAAGCAGAUUGACCACUCGCGCCUGGAAUGGAUAUCAUCCAGACGAGAAGCGGGACUUUAAAUAUCUGACACCAAAACUGAGAUUGGAACCGCAUAUGUUGUCAGAAAAACAGGUCUGGUCAAAGACAUUCCAUAUGGUCUGCUCUCCUUCUCGAUGUAUAUCUAUCGUGAAUGACAUCUUGCGACGCCGCCAAGCCCUAUACGAAGCAGGCAAGGCAACUUCCGGCGAGGAAGUCCCGUCUCGGCCAUUCUUCGUCUGGGAGCCAGUGCCUGAUCUAUGCACACCCGAAGAGCAAGAGACAUUUUUUGCGGCAAAUCGCGUAGUGGACGUGGUCAGCCCCAACCACCAAGAAUUGGGAAUGAUGUUCGAACAGCGCGGAUGGAGCGCAACAAGCGAAGAGAGCAUGAAGCUUGUUGAUCGAAUCCUAUCCUCUGGCAUUGGUCCCGAGAGUGAUGGGUGUCUGGUGAUACGAGCUGGGAAGGAUGGGUGCUAUGCAUUUUCAGGAGCGCAGAAGCUGUGGCUACCAGCCUACCAUCAGCCUAAACAAUCGGGUGCUACAGCGGUGGUCGAUCCUACGGGUGCGGGCAACUCGUUCCUCGGCGGCUUGGCGCAAGGUAUGGUGAGCUCCGGCCGUGAGCCUUUGCUUGUCAUUGAUCGUGUUCUGUCGGUCAGUUCCACCUGGCGAGAGACUCUCGACGCCUGGGGUGCACGACGAAGCAUGCCAAUGGCCCUCAUCUGUGCUACAGUCGCCGCGGGAGUCGUGGUAGAGCAAAUUGGUGUUCCUCAAAUCUCAACGGUCGAUGAUGGAAGGAAAGAAUUGUGGAAUGAGUCUGAAUUUGCGGAAAGAAUCCGCCUGUACACGCAGCGUUUGUAUGAAUCAUUCGGACAGUCUCCGCAGAAGCACCUGAUGAUCAAUUGA